Molecule: messenger RNA, 507 nt
Organism: Kalmanozyma brasiliensis GHG001
Lineage: Eukaryota; Fungi; Basidiomycota; Ustilaginomycetes; Ustilaginales
Product: Cyclophilin-like peptidyl-prolyl cis-trans isomerase domain protein
Exons: 1
Coding region: 1-507 (168 amino acids)
Biological process (GO): protein peptidyl-prolyl isomerization
Cellular component (GO): catalytic step 2 spliceosome
Molecular function (GO): peptidyl-prolyl cis-trans isomerase activity
Source: RefSeq, a predicted model, not a curated record
AUGUCGGUCACUCUGCACACCACGCUCGGUGACGUGAAGGUCGAGGUCUUCUGCGACACAACGCCUCGUGCAGCCGAAAACUUCCUCGGCCACUGCGCCGCCGGCACCUACGACGACGUCAAGUGGCACCGCAACAUCAAGAGUUUCAUGAUCCAGACGGGUGAUCCGAGUGGCACAGGCAAAGGAGGCCAGUCCAUCUGGGGCAAGCCUUUCGCAGACGAGAUUCGCUCGACACUCAAAUUCGACCGCCGAGGCAUCGUUGCCUGUGCCAAUGCGGGACCCGACACCAACAAGUCGCAGUUCUUCAUCACAUACGCCAAGCAGGCUCAUCUCGACGGCAAGUACACCAUUAUCGGCAGAGUCAUCGAUGGUGCCGAAGAUGGAGGUACGCUGGAUGCAAUGGAAGCUGUACCGGUGGAUGCGAAGAACAGACCAACUAGCGAGAUCAGGAUGACCGGCGUAACCGUGCACGCUAAUCCUGUUGCAAUGAAGGCGAUAGGCAAAUGA